AUGGACGACGCACCGAACGAGGACCCGCGCGUGCUCUACAUCCGGGAACACGUCCUGAGCUCCAUGAAGCUCAAACCGGACAGAUGGAGCCAGGCUGUAAGCGGAGAGGAGAACCGCCAGCUCCUCCAGGACUUUGUGGAGCGAGCCCAGUGCAGGACGCUGGUGGUGACGCAGAGCGCGGCCGGGGGGCUGCAGCUGAAGGACCACAUCCCGGCGGCUGCGUCCGAAACCAAAGCGCUGUACUUUGUGAAGCGGAGUCAGACUGCACUACGAGCCGAGAGCAUGAGGGAGAGCCUGGUGUACGGGGAGAUCUCCUACGCACCGCUGGAGCAUUUCUGUUCGCUUGUGGAAGAGGUGGUUGUUCCACUGAUCGCUAACAAUCAAAACCAUGCUGCCUGGCCUCAUGUGGUGUCCCAGGACAUCAGGCGCCACCUGCACUCACUCCAGAGCAGUGUGUUUGUGGUGAGCGGUUACGUCCAAGGCAAGACGCUGCUGCCUCUUCCAUGCGGGGCAGAACGGCUGGAACAUGUCUCUCCAGAGAAAUACUCCAGCGCAGAGACGGUGGAUAAAAGCCUUAUCCACUCUCUGGAGUCGACGCUCAUAGACUGGAUCCAUCAGGUGCAUGCGGUGCUCAGCAGAGACUCUUCAGAAGAACUGCUGCGUGGCACUCACCCCACGCCCCAAACUGAGCUUCUCUUCUGGGAUAACAGAUGUGCAGACCUGCAGUGCAUCUACUCCCAGCUUACAUCCAUAAAAGCUCAGAAAAUGGCCACCAUCCUGGAGCUUGUGGAAAGUAGCUACACCCUCGCUUUCAACAGUCUGCUCCGGGACGUGGAGCAAGCCCUGGACGAGGCGCAGGACAUCUGCGUGCACUUGAAGCCGCUGCAGCGUUUGCUGGAUGAGGUAGAAGGAGCGGAGUUCCCACAGCUGCAGGGUCACAUGGCUGCACUCCUCCACACUGUGUGUCUCCUGUGGGCCCACUCUCGCUUCUACUGCCGCCCGGCCCGGAUCAUUGUUCUGCUGCAAGAAAUAUGCAACCUGCUGCUCCAACAGGUCAGAGUGCCCGAGAAUUAUUAUUAG
Messenger RNA from Knipowitschia caucasica, 1080 nucleotides. The record is from the annotation of a GenBank genome assembly. Lineage: Eukaryota; Metazoa; Chordata; Actinopteri; Gobiiformes; Gobiidae.